AUGAGUUUAUCAGAAAAGAAAGUAAUUAUUGUUGGAUCAGGUGUUGCUGGUCUUACUGCUGCUUUUGAACUUCAAAAAAAAGGAUUUUCUGUUUAAGUUUUAGAAGCACGCUCAGUACAUGGAGGAAGAAUAGCUAAAAAUGAUAAAUUUGCUGACUUUUCAAUCGAAACUGGUGCUGAAGAAAUUCACUUGACAACAAAAUACUUCGAGUUAGCUAAGUAAGUUGGAGGUGUAUGUGAGCCUGACAAUGAAGUUGAGCAUUAUAUUGAAGAUCUUCCUGAUAAGGAAGAUGAUAUUUCCAAAGGAAAUGGAAUUUUGAUAGAAAGAGAAGAUUACUUCUAAAAGUACUAAAGAGAAGAAUUUUAUGAGAAUAUUUUGGAAGAAAAUGAAAAAUAGCUUCUUUAAGAUGGAAUGUCAAUCUUAGAGUAUAUUAAGGGAAAGGGAGAAGACUAAAGAUUCUUGAAAUUUUAUGAAUUUAUUUGGGGUACUGAAUAUGGCUCUACUCUUGAAGAAAUGUCUAUUAAAGGAUUUGCUACCCAUGAAACAGGUUGGGAAAGCGACCAUGAUAUAAACUUUGUAAUUAGAAAUAUGUCUCACUUCGAUGUAUUAGAAAAGUCCUACUCUUCAGUUUUACCUUUGAUUAAAUAUAACACUCCAGUUUAGAGAGUUAUAAUAGAAAAUUAAGAUAAUGUCAAAAGUGGUGUUCUUUUAGUUGAUGCCAACGGAAAUGAAUACAAAGCUGAUCAUGUCAUAAUUACGGUACCUAUUUCUUAACUUAAAAAUGGAUCUAUCACUUUCAAUCCUCCUCUACCUGAAGAAAAGCAGAAAGCUAUUGAACUUUUGUAAAUGGGCAAAGGAGGAAAACUACACAUGAGAUUUAAAGAAAGAUUCUGGCCUGAAAAGCUAGGCUCUUUAUUUUUAAGAUGUAAAAUCGGUAUGGUAUGGAAUUGUUCUUAUCAUCGUAGCGAAAAAGAUUUUGUCUUGUGUGCUUUAAUUUCAGGGUAAGUAGCCGUUGAUAUGAAUGAUGAAGUCAAACGUAAAGAAAUGAUGAAGGAAUUAUUUGUAAAAUUAUAAGAAGUGUUUAAAGUAGAAAAAAAUGUUGAGGAAUUAUUCGAAGAUUACAUUUGGACUGAUUACACGACCACCAAAUACAUAGAAGGUAAUUAUACUUACCCAGCACUUAACUUGGGCUCCUAUAGAGAAAUUUUAGCUUAACCUAUAGGUUAACAAAUCUUUUUUGCAGGUGAAGCAUCAAAUCCAACAUACUUUGCUACAAUUAAUGGCGCUUUAGAUACUGGCAGUAGAGAAGCAGAAAGAAUUAUAGCAAUUUAUAAGUAAAAUGAAUGA
Messenger RNA from Tetrahymena thermophila SB210, 1347 nucleotides. Its product is annotated as flavin containing family amine oxidase. The transcript has a single exon. NCBI's taxonomy places the organism in Eukaryota, Ciliophora, Oligohymenophorea, Hymenostomatida, Tetrahymenidae. Gene Ontology annotation, molecular function: oxidoreductase activity. The record is from RefSeq and is a predicted model, not a curated record.